Molecule: messenger RNA, 1419 nt
Organism: Anguilla anguilla (European eel)
Lineage: Eukaryota; Metazoa; Chordata; Actinopteri; Anguilliformes; Anguillidae
Gene: tmem186
Product: transmembrane protein 186
Exons: 2
Coding region: 124-810 (228 amino acids)
Cellular component (GO): mitochondrion
Source: RefSeq, a predicted model, not a curated record
CGCAAGCAUUACCGGAAGCGCUGUCCUAAAAUUUCAAGAUUCAUCCCGACCGGUUCAAAUGGUUCAGACACCUGAGCGGUUGCGAAAUAUUGAAGAGUCGACAGUGACAUAUUGGAUAGACGAAUGCUGUUCCUGGGCAUAGGUCCAUUCCGAGCCUUUGGAUGUCGAGGGCAGUUGGCUGUAAAAAACUGUAGAUGGCUCAUCGCUGGUGUCCAACCCCGCCUACAUGGAAUUUGCCAGAUGCAACUCACAAGGACAGCGCCUGUCAAGUGCUGUCGCUUGUUAUCCACAUUUCCCCGCAUCCAAGCUCGUGAGAAACCCGAAGACCCCCCAUCACAUAACUUUACCCUUAUCUACUCAUUUCCAGCCAUCAGGAUUCUCAGAGUAAUUUCCAGGCUUAAGCUUGCGCAGACAGGAAUUACUAUGCUACUGCUCCCACCUGUACAUUAUCUAUACUAUCAGGGCCAAGUCACAUACACUUUGAUGUGUUACAGCACUGGGAUUGCUGUCUUUGCAGCCAUCAUGCUUUACUCCCUUAGUCACUACCUUAGAAGAGUUGUGGGCAUGAUUUAUCUGGAUAACUCAAAGACGACACUUAAAGUCUCUCACCUGACCUUCUGGGGGAAUCGACGUGACCUCUAUCUGCCUGUGACUGAUGUAAUGACGCUAGGAGACACUGGUGAUUCCAAGAAUGAGCCAUUACUUUGUUUGAAACGGUACAGUUGUCCAGACACUUUGUAUUUUUCUACACGGUUUGGACAUGUGAUGGACAAGCAGGGCUUUGAGUUGGUAUUUGGUAAAUUCUCAUAAUGAUUCAUUUGAAACUGUCACAGGCUUAUCUCACAUUUCCUGGCCACUCUCUGUUUUUAAAACUGAAUUCAUAACAUUGUCUCCCAUUGUCUGUUGGGUUUAAUUGGAAUAUAAGGAUUGAAUAUGCUUUUGUUUUGGAUGAUUGAUUGUUUAUUAGUUGUGAUAUCGAUUGUCAAGUAUGAAUUCACCUAACAGUAAGCAGUGUGUGCAAGUUCAUACUUGGUGAGUUUCAGUCAUGCCAUUACCUACAUCGGUUUUUUGCAAUAAAAUAUAGGACUAUUAUCUUUAAAAGAGUAGUGCUGGCAUUCAUUUCCUGCUGAUAAACUAUUGAAAUCAAAUAUUAAUCAGCAUAAUGAUACUUAUUUAAUAAUAAUGUUUAUCAAUACAUGUUUACAGUAUGUGUUUGUUGGAAAGUAACAAUGUUUGAUUUUUGUUCAUUUCAUCACAAUUUCAACCAUGCCAACAGAUGUUUUAAUGUACAAAGAAACAUUCAUACAUAAUAAAGUAUUCAGGAAGAGAGACGAAAACAUCAUAGACUGAGUAGUAAUUCAUUUUUGCCAUUGGCUAAUAUGUUCCCUCUGAAUAAAUAAUAUUGUCUCUAAGCUUGUA